AUGUACAAUGACUAUAGCUCAAACAAUACUUCCGUUUCAAUUUCAUUGCCAUCUAUUGGUGAAGGCUUGAAUAUUGAAGAGACCCAAUUACAGUGGCUGGGAUGUCUUUUUCCCAUGUUCGGACGUCUUGCAGACCUCUAUGGACGUAAGCUGGUCUUCAUGACCGGCUCGCCAUCUUUACCCUUGCCUGUGGCUUUGCCCAAAAAUGAAAUUGUACUGGAUGUGCUACGCGGUAUUCAAGGAAUUGGUAUAGCCGCCGCUCUGCCCGCAUCAAUGGGAAUCCUAACGCACACUUUCCCCGCCGAAAAAAUUCGUUCUAUCGCCUUUUCCACCUUCGCUGCUGGGGCACCCUUAGGCGCGUCCACCGGUAUGGCAUUAGGCGCCACCCUCACCCAACUCUCUAAUGAUGGAGAGGUGGCACCCAACAAAUGGGCGACUUCCUACAUCAUCGCGCUCCUCGUAGUCGGUGUCAUCAUCCUUAGCCUUUUCUUGCUAUGGCAAUGGUACUUUGAACGUGUCCAGCGCAAUCCAAACGCGCGAUAUUCUGCAUUCACUCCACCACCCAUCAUGAAACUCUCUCUCUGGGCGCGCAGAAACGGGAAAUUCGGGGCAAUCAUGGUCACCGUCAUGUUCACUUACUGUUCAUUUUUGGGAUGGAAUUUCUGGACCCAGCUCUAUUAUCAAAACUACCAACGCUAUACCCCCGUUGGUACUAUGAUUCGGCUGUUCCCCAUGUUCGUCACCGGAGUUAUCGGCAAUUUUAUCAUUGCAAUCAUCAUCGCUCGGGUUUCUGUGGUCUGGAUUCUAGCAAGCGGAACAUUCAUUACCGCCUGUGCCGCAAUCUUCGCUGAAAUCGACCCCGAAGCAACAUACUGGGCCUACGGUUUCCCUAGCGCCAUUUUCUCUGUCUUUGGGGCCGAUUUCGUCUUUGCUGCUGGGAUGAUAUUCGUAGCGAGAAUUGUCGAGCCGCACGAACAGAACCUCUCCGGUGCUUUGUUCCAGACGAUGUACCAGACUGGGACAGCACUGGGAGUUACGGUCUCUACAAUCGUUUUCAACCGCGUCGUCGCUCAGGACUCGUUGAAUAUGGGUGUCAUAGUGGACGAAGCAAACGGUGAUGCUCUACGAGAAGCUUUGCUGAAUGGCUACAAGGCAGCUGAGUGGACCGCAUUCACCUUUGGAGCCAUCGGCAUAGUCGAAUUAAUGUGUCAUAUAGGUGCACUUCUGGCCAUUCUUUUCUUCUGGAAUGUCGGAAUCGUUGGAGACAAGGGUACAUUGGAGGAAGCCAAACCUAUAUCAACAGCUCAAAGCACUUCCACAGCGGCUGUUGCUCGAGACGUGGGGAAAGCGAUGCAAGAAAUUCCUAGACUGGUGACGAGUUCUACUCCAUCGGAGAACGUGCAUCAGUAA
Messenger RNA from Guyanagaster necrorhizus, 1410 nucleotides. RefSeq names its product MFS general substrate transporter. Gene Ontology annotation, biological process: transmembrane transport. The record is from RefSeq and is a predicted model, not a curated record. Lineage: Eukaryota; Fungi; Basidiomycota; Agaricomycetes; Agaricales; Physalacriaceae. The transcript is spliced from 11 exons. Gene Ontology annotation, molecular function: transmembrane transporter activity. Gene Ontology annotation, cellular component: membrane. Bases 1 to 1410 code for a protein of 469 amino acids.